This is a messenger RNA of Myotis brandtii (Brandt's bat), 1655 nucleotides long. It is a transcript of the gene MOGAT2, whose product is annotated as monoacylglycerol O-acyltransferase 2. NCBI's taxonomy places the organism in Eukaryota, Metazoa, Chordata, Mammalia, Chiroptera, Vespertilionidae. Gene Ontology annotation, biological process: triglyceride biosynthetic process; diacylglycerol biosynthetic process. The coding region runs from base 17 to 1021 and encodes 334 amino acids. The record is from RefSeq and is a predicted model, not a curated record. Gene Ontology annotation, cellular component: endoplasmic reticulum membrane. The transcript has 6 exons. Gene Ontology annotation, molecular function: 2-acylglycerol O-acyltransferase activity; diacylglycerol O-acyltransferase activity.
CCACAGAGGAACCAGCAUGGUGGAGUUUGCGCCCUGGUCCGUGCCAUGGGAGCGCAGGCUGCAGACUCUCUCCGUCCUACAAUGGGUCUUCUGCUUCUUGGCCUUGGCUCAGACCUGCAUUAUAGUCUUCAUAGGCCUCCUGUUCACCAGAUUCUGGUUCCUAAGUGUCCUGUAUGCAACUUGGUGGUACCUGGACCGAGACACGCCAUGGAAGGGCGGCAGGCGCGCCGAGGUCCUGAGACGCAGCGUCGUGUGGAAGUACAUGAAGGACUAUUUCCCCAUCUCGCUGGUCAAGACUGCUGAGCUGGACCCCUCCCGGAACUACCUUGCGGCCAUCCACCCCCACGGGGUCCUGGCCGCCGGGGUCUUUGUCAACAUGUGCACCGAGAGCACUGGCUUCUCCCAGCUCUUCCCCGGCAUCCGCCCCCACCUGAUGAUGCUGAACCUGUGGUUCCGGGCCCCCUUCUUCCGGGAUUACCUCAUGUGUGGGGGGCUGGUGACAUCGGACAAGGAGUGCGCUGCUCACAUUCUGAACAGGAAGGGCGGGGGCAACCUGCUGGGCAUCAUUAUCGGGGGUGCCCAGGAGGCCCUGAACGCCAGGCCUGGGGCCUACAAGCUGCUGCUGCGGAACCGCAAGGGCUUCGUCAGGCUGGCCCUGACGCACGGGGUGCCUCUGGUGCCCGUCUUCUCCUUUGGGGAGAACGAACUCUUUGACCAAGUUGAGAACUUGCCUGGCUCCUGGUUGCGCUGGAUCCAGAACCGGCUGCAGAAGAUCAUGGGUAUUUCCCUCCCGCUCUUCCACGGCCGUGGCGUCUUCCAGUACAGCUUCGGCCUUUUACCCUACCGCCGGCCCAUCACCACCGUGGUGGGGAAGCCCAUCGAGGUGCAGCAGAGACCACACCCCUCGCAGGAGGAGGUGGACCAACUGCACCAGCACUACAUCGACGAGCUGUGCAGCCUCUUUGAAGCCCACAAGCUCAAGUACAACGUCCCCGAGGACCAGCACUUGGAGUUCUGCUGAGCGCCUCCCCAGAGGAAGGGGCUGCCCCAAAGGGCAGUGCUGGCAUUAGGGAGCCCAUGGGUGGCGCUGUGAUCUGAGAAGGUUUCCUGGAAGCUUCUGUUGAACAUUAUCUCCAGAGUCUUCCAAGCCUCCUGCAAAUCCAGUCCCAAGUCACAGCUGACAAUGUGGGAGGGGCGACCAGACUCACGCUGGGGCACCCGUGCAGGUCCCCAUCUCCUCGGUCUGCUCGUCCGGGAAAUGGGAGAGAGGGCUGCAAUGUCACUCAUCGGACAAAGAAAAGAGAGCAGCAACUGAAGACCAGGUUUUUCUUCCUCUACCUUGAAUGACAGAGAAAAAGAAGCCACCAGCUCCAGCCCCUUCUACUAGCUCCCUCGUCCCGCACCCUGGACGUCCCAGCUCCUCCCUCCCCAGCGGGGUAAGGAGAACCGCACCGUGUCACUGGCAGGCCUUUCCCCCUCCCUCUGAGCCUCAGUUUCCCUGACUGAACAAGAUGGCCUGCGAGUCUCAGCUCUGACAUCACGUAGGCUGAGAGCUCCAUGAGGUGCCUCCUACUUGUCCUUUGUAACUUCAGCCCCUUCCUUAGCACAAAAAGGGGGCUCCGUGAACUUCCCAUUCAAUAAAUGAAAGGACUCUG